Messenger RNA from Trachymyrmex cornetzi, 361 nucleotides. RefSeq lists its product as uncharacterized. The coding region runs from base 102 to 311 and encodes 69 amino acids. Lineage: Eukaryota; Metazoa; Arthropoda; Insecta; Hymenoptera; Formicidae. The transcript is spliced from 2 exons. The record is from RefSeq and is a predicted model, not a curated record.
UUUGACGUAAGAGGUUACUGUCUUGUUGUCUUGUUACGUCUUGUCUCUUGAUCGAAGAAAAUAAUUUGGUUAGCUCGUGGUUCUUCGACGCUUGCUCGAAAAUGUACCAAAAACUCGUAGGUUCCACGGCUCUAUUAAUGAUGAUGGGAAUGAACGUCCUUAUAGCCACCGAUUGGUUGUGGGGAUCGCACGAUCCAUUUGGUCCAUAUCCGAGAAUACCGAAUAAAGAUUUGGUGAAGAGAGAAGUUGCAUUUGCAGAGGAGUGCAGGAAAUUUAUCACUGCGCCUAAAGACGCAUGGGAAUAUCAUUAGAGGAACUCUAUUAACUUUUAUUGUACAGUGAAUAUGUAUGUGUUUUUUCC